AUGGUCACCAAGUCAGGAUUUGGAAAAAGCUCCAAGCGGGUUCCCGUUCGCUUGCGGCACAAAAUCGAAAAGGCUUCUGUUGCGAAGCAGAGGAAGCAGAAGAAGCUUGCUAAGAAGAACCCCGAAUGGCGGUCUAAGCUCAAGAAGGACCCCGGCAUUCCCAGCCUAUUCCCCUUCAAGGACAAGCUGCUCCAUGACAUCGAGGAGAAGAAGCGCUUGAAGGCCGAGGAGCAACAGCGCAUUCGCGAAGAGGCUCGGGCCCGCAAGAUCGAGGCCAAGAAAGCCCAGGGUGGCGAGCAAGCGGCCGCGGAUAUUGAUCUGGAUGACGAUGAUAUGCUGGACGACGAGAUGGUGGGUGGUGGUGAUGACUCAAACCCCAUGGCAGCACUUCUCGCCUCUGCGCGGGCCCGUGCUACGGAAUACGACGAGGAGAACGAAGACGAGGAUGAGAUGGAAGAGGACGACGACGACGAUGAGAUGGAUGAGGACGAUGAGGAGGGCGGUGUCUCGUUCGACGCUGCGCCUGCUCUGGUCGACGCACAGAACCCCGUGAAGGAGAGCUCACGGCGCCAAUUUGACAAGGUCUUCAAGUCUGUUACUGACGCUGCCGAUGUGGUGCUGUACGUGCUCGACGCCCGUGACCCCGAAGGCACUCGCUCGAAGGAGGUCGAGCGUGAGAUUAUGGCUGCCGACGGUGGCUCUAAGCGCUUGAUCCUCAUUCUCAAUAAGAUUGAUCUCGUUCCUCCUCCCGUUCUCAAGGCCUGGCUGGUGCACCUGCGACGAUACUUCCCUACCCUCCCGCUCAAGGCCUCGAACGGCAGCGGCAACGCCCACAGCUUCGACCACAAGCAAUUGACUGUCAAGGGUACUUCCGAGACCCUGUUCCGUGCUCUCAAGUCCUACGCCCACAGCAAGAACUUGCAACGCUCCAUCUCCGUCGGUGUCAUCGGUUACCCUAACGUCGGCAAGUCGUCCGUCAUCAACGCCCUGACUGCCCGUCUCAACAAGGGUUCCAGCAACGCCUGCCCGACCGGCGCUGAGGCCGGUGUCACUACCAACAUGCGCUCCGUCAAGCUCGACAACAAGCUGAAGCUGAUCGACUCGCCCGGUAUCGUCUUCCCUAGCGCCAAUGGCAAGACCGGCAAGAAAUCCAAGGAGAACGAGCAGGCCCGCCUGGUCCUGCUGAACGCCAUCCCGCCCAAGCAGAUCGAGGACCCCAUCCCCGCAGUCAACCUUCUGAUCAAGCGUCUAUCAUCCUCGGAGAACUUGAUCUCCAAGAUGCUCGAAGUCUACGGCAUCCAAACCCUCUUCCCCACCAACGGCGACAAGACCACCGACUUCUUGAUCCAGGUUGCCCGUAAGCGCGGUCGUCUUGGAAAGGGCGGUAUCCCCAACAUCGAGAGCGCCGCCAUGACCGUCAUCAACGACUGGAGAGAUGGUCGCAUCCAGGGUUGGGCCAACGCCCCUGCUCUGCCUGUCAUUGCUGCCGCCGAUGCCGCGACCACCGCCCCCGGAUCUGGAGUUGAUACUACCCAGGUUGUUACGGAGUGGGCGAAGGAAUUCAAGAUCGAGGGUCUCUGGGGCAAUGGCGAGGGUGAUGAUGAUGAUGCGAUGGCUGAGUAA
Molecule: messenger RNA, 1623 nt
Organism: Penicillium argentinense
Lineage: Eukaryota; Fungi; Ascomycota; Eurotiomycetes; Eurotiales; Aspergillaceae
Product: GNL3/Grn1 family GTP-binding protein
Exons: 3
Coding region: 1-1623 (540 amino acids)
Cellular component (GO): nucleolus
Molecular function (GO): GTP binding
Source: RefSeq, a predicted model, not a curated record